CCCUCUGGUGCCACAGGUGGAUUUAUUGUGCUGGAUGGAGAGACCUUUGAGCUGAAGGGCAACUGGGAACACGAGUGCGAGGUUCCCCCAACAGGCUAUGACUUCUGGUACCAGCCACGCCACAACGUUCUCAUCAGCACCGCCGGGAUGGUGCCAAGAAUUGCGGGACGUGGAUUUAACCCGGAUGAUCUGAAGAAAGGGGUCUUCGGGCGCCGCCUGAACGUGUGGAAUCUGUCCUGCCGUACCCUGACGCAGUGCUUUGACCUGGGGGAGGACUCGUUGCCCCUGAGCGUGAAGUUCCUGCACAACCCCGAUGCUGCCGAGGGCUACGUCAGCUGUGCCCUGAGCGGCAUCAUCUACCGCUUCUACAAGUGCGAGAGGGACAGCUGGGCAGUGGAGGAGGCCAUCCAGAUACCAGCCAAGGACGUGUCGGGAUGGAUUCUGCCCAAGAUGCCAGCCUUCCCCAGCGACCUGGUCAUUUCCCUGGACGACAAGUACCUGUACGUCUGCAACUGGCUGCACGGAGACAUCCGCCAGUACGAGAUCUCCAGGACCUGCAAGCCCCGGCUGGUGGGACAGGUGUUCGUGGGAGGCAGCAUCCUGCGAGGCGGGCCCGUGACGGUGUGCAGAGAUGAAGAGCUGAAGUGCCAGCCGGAGCCCUUGGUGAUCAAGUGCAAGAGGGUGUACGGCGGCCCUGCCAAGAUCCAGCUCAGCGUGGAUGGCAAGAGGCUGUACGUCACCAACUCCUUCUACAGCACUUGGGACAAGCAGUUCUACCCGAACGUGGUCAAGGAAGGCUCUGUCAUGCUGCAGAUCGAUGUGGACACAGAGAAGGGAGGCCUGACGGUGAACAAGAACUUCCUGGUGGAUUUUGGAAAGGAGCCCAACGGGCCAUGCCUUGCCCACGACAUCCGCUUCCCUUGCGGAGAUUCCACCUCCGACAUCUCUGCCUAGGCGCCGUGGAACGGCUCCCUUCUUCUCUCUAGUCUGUAGUGCAGCCGUCAAGCGGAGCGUGGGGUGAUUGGGUUGGGGGUCCCAUUCCUUGCUGGAAGCUUCAUUUCUGCAGCCAGUCCAGGCAGCCUUUGCUUUCCGUGCACACAAGUCCCUGGGCGUGCUUCCCAGAGCAGAGCGCAGCUCCUUGCUCAGACUCUGAGCCGUGCACAAUGCACAGCUCCUUUCUGUUGAAGUCUGCAUCCUCACCGUGCCAUACAGAGCCUGCUGGAGGCUGUUGAGCUCUCUGUUAGGAUUCAGAGCUUGCUCACACUUGCUGAUGAAGGCCACAGAAGGUGAAAUGCCCACGUUGUCUGAGCUGCUGUUCUUCAGCCGCGUUCGUUGCUGGGCAGUCCUUCCCUGGCACAGGGGCACACGGAAGCUGCUGGCGCGUGCCAGUGCCUGGGCCAGGACGUGUUGCAUCGCUGCAGGAGUGUGAAGUGCUUCAGUCAGAAAGGGAUGCCUGAUUCCUGAUGCUGCUUUUCUGGGGUUCUGCUUCAAACAUGAAUAAAACUCUCCUUUGCAUCACCUUGGUCUUCACGUCUUAAUUCACGGAAGCCUUUCCAAUGUACUUAGGGGCAAAGCACGCUGGCAGUCCCUUUUCUGCCUCAACCAAGAGUGACUUCUCUCAGGAAUCUGUGGCAUUGUUGUCACCCAAAGCAAUGUCUUGGAUUUCCUAGAGCUUACUUUAGAUAGGACUGAGAGAACACAGCUAGUAGUCAUUCCAAUGGAGUCACAUCUGUUACGUGCCUGGUGUGCUGGUGGUGCCAGGGUUGAGCGGCUCAACAAAGUUGAGGCAAUGUGAACUUGGGUCUUUGCUUGCAGUUCUCAGCACUCCCUCUGUGGCAUUGGCAAAGGUGAGCUCAGCACCUUAAAACUUCGGAAUAGAAUUCCCUCUUUCACGCUGAGAAAUGAGAUUUGAAUUUCUCUCCACAGGAAGGUGUGGUUAUCAGAGCUGUAGACCAUCCCCUGCUUCCCACGUGCUCUGUGGAGCUUCAUCUGCGGGUGCCAAAGCCCCAUCUUGCAAUGGAAUCCUGCUUGCGUGCAGGACAGCAAACGCUGCCCCAGGGAUGUGCUGCAGAAACCCUUCUGCACACCCACCCAUGUUCCCAUUAGUCCCACUUGCCUCGAGACUCUCCACAAAGGCACAAUUUGCAGCCAUCAUCAGUCUGGAGACUGCAAAAGUUGGAGUAUAAAGAGCACGCUUUUAAAUUUCAGCCUUUCAUGUUCUCGGAAGAACAUGACUUCACUGACUUCCUGCACACUUCCCAUGGUCAAAGUU
This is a messenger RNA of Meleagris gallopavo (turkey), 2272 nucleotides long. The record is from RefSeq and is a predicted model, not a curated record. Lineage: Eukaryota; Metazoa; Chordata; Aves; Galliformes; Phasianidae.